Messenger RNA from Alnus glutinosa, 2486 nucleotides. Its product is annotated as E3 ubiquitin-protein ligase WAV3-like. NCBI's taxonomy places the organism in Eukaryota, Viridiplantae, Streptophyta, Magnoliopsida, Fagales, Betulaceae. The transcript is spliced from 3 exons. The record is from RefSeq and is a predicted model, not a curated record. The coding region runs from base 102 to 2111 and encodes 669 amino acids.
CUCCGGGAAACUCUCCCCCAAGAAACUCGAAAUUAACAAAAAAGAAAAAGAAAAAAGAAAAUUAAUGCGGCAUAAUCUUCCCUUAUACUGUUUAUCAAAUAAUGGCCGGUGCGUUUCACAAACUCAGGAAGUCUCUCUCCCGGAGAUUCGCCUCCUCCCCCGAUUCGUCUCCUCCUCCUCCCUCCAAUCCUCAGAACAAUGGCGUUUCGGAAGAUGCCCGCUCCUCCUCGGUGUCCCAUUCACCGUCCUCUUCAGUUUCCCGAUUCACGCGCUCUCUCAGUAAUCGCCCCUCCAAGAAAAUUUGCGCCAUAUGCCUUGAUAAAGUAAGGACAGGGCAAGGGCAAGCCAUCUUCACUGCCGAGUGUUCCCACUCUUUCCACUUCAAUUGCAUCGUGGUUAAUGUGGACCAUGGAAAUUCACUGUGCCCCAUCUGCCGCUCAAAAUGGAAAGAAGUACCUUUCCGAGCUCCCACCAAUGUUAACAGCACGGGAGGGUCUCGAGUCGCUCCAUAUGUUCCUGUACCUGAAUAUCUCCGCAACCAAUAUAACCAGCCUGAGCCCCUUCACUUCUCAGACGAUGAUUCCCUUCCACCCGCCACCUCUGCAGAUCCCACCUCUGGCCCUCGGGAUCUCACUCUCAAGACCUUUACAGAGUUCCCUGCUGUUGCUGCUUCAGAAUCUCCCACAAUAUUCUCUCUUCUUGUCAGCAUCCGCGCACCUCCUCUUCAUGUUGAUGCCCGUGCACCCAUUGACCUUGUUGCCGUGCUUGACGUGAGUAGCAGCAUGGUUGGUGCAAAGCUUUCCCUUCUCAAGCGAGCUGUCCGCUUUGUCAUACAGAACUUGGGUCCAUCAGACCGACUAAGUAUAGUUGCUUUCUCAUCAAGGGCUUGGAGAAUCCUUCCUCUCCGAAGGAUGUCUGACACGGGCCGUGCAGAUGCCAUCCAGGCUAUCAAUUCUCUUACAUCGAAUGGUGGGACGGAUAUUGUGGGAGGGCUGAAGAAAGGUGUCCGGAUUCUUGAGGAAAGGCGGGAGCAGAAUGCAGUUGCUGGAAUCCUCCUCCUAUCUGAUGGAAAAGACAAUUACAACUGUGAUAUUCGCAACCAGUUCAGUAAAUCAAAUCCAAGGCUGGCACCGGAGUAUUUGAACCAAUUGCCAGCGUCAAUUAAUCAUUCUGGAGAUAAGGAGGGGCAGCCAACUAUUCCGGUCCACACAUUUGGGUUUGGCUUGGACCAUGAUUCCACCGCAAUGCAUACUAUAUCGGAUGCAUCAGGUGGCACAUUUUCCUUCAUUGAGUCAGUUGUUAUGAUACAAGAUGCAUUUGCCAGAUGCAUUGGUGGUCUUCUUAGUGUGGUCGCUCAGGAAGUUAGAGUGAUCGUCAAGACAGUGACACCUGGUUUGCGAAUUGGAUCAAUUCACUCGGGGAGUUAUGUUUCUAAAAUUUAUGAUGAGGGUAACCAAGGGGUCAUUGAGGUUGAAAAUCUCUAUGCUGAAGAAGAGAAACAAUUUCUUGUCAAUAUCUCAAUUCCAGCCUUGUCUUCUACUGGAAGCAAGGAAAGGGAGGAGCAAACAGCAUUGUUGGAUGUUCUCUGCUCUUACAAAGAUUCAGUUUCAAGUGAAGUGUUGGAGGUUGAAGGUGAGAGAAUGUAUAUAGGCAGACCACAGAAUUUAUCUCCUACAGAUUUGAUGGUGUCGCUGGAGAUUGAUCGGCAGCGAAAUCGUAUAAAGGUAGCAGCCGGUAUAACAGAAGCACAAGUGAUGGCUGAAGCGGGGAAUCUGGAGGGUGCCCAGGCUUUGCUGGCACAAGUGCGAGCAACUCUGUUAUCGUCAGCCUCGGCCCAAGCCGGUGAUUGUCUUUGCAACAGGCUUGAAGCGGAGCUGAGAGAAAUUAGGGAGAGAAUGACAAGCCUGGAAUUAUACCAACAGAGUGGACGUGCUUUUGUUCUCUCUGGGUUGAGCUCACAUUCAUGGCAAAGGGCAACAACUAGGGGUGAUUCAAUGUCCCAGACAUUUGUUAUGAGCGCACAAGGCGGGAACCAAAACACCGUUGGCUAUGACACCCCUACCAUGGUUAGCAUGGUGACAAUGUCACAGCAACUAAAUGCCACGACUUGACUUGGUGAACAAGGAUCCAUAAUCCAACAUAGACCCAUAGUGCUAUGUGUGGUAAUAAAGCAGCAAUAGUUUCUAUUCUUAAAGUUUAGGGUUCUAGCUGAAGUACACUCUACUGUCUUUACAUUAGUUGUUGGUUGCUUUCUGGUUUUAGAUUUUGCAUGGAUUGGAUUGGAUUGGAUUGGAUUAAGAGGUAUUCUCGCUAGAAAUGAAUGCACUGGCCGGUUGAUGAAUAAUACAAAGCACCUACCUGUCUUGGCAUUUAUAUUUUGUCAUUUCAUGCUAGCGAAGAUGGUAUGAUAUCGCAUUCUGCAAUAAAUGUAUUAAUUUAAUAUUUAUCUAGCUUCUAUGAUGAUAGCCAUUCUUGGACAAAUUAAA